This is a messenger RNA of Necator americanus (New World hookworm), 933 nucleotides long. RefSeq lists its product as uncharacterized. Bases 1 to 933 code for a protein of 310 amino acids. NCBI's taxonomy places the organism in Eukaryota, Metazoa, Nematoda, Chromadorea, Rhabditida, Ancylostomatidae. The transcript has a single exon. The record is from RefSeq and is a predicted model, not a curated record.
AUGAACAAAAUCGAUGGCUGGGGAUCUUUGGAGGCCGAGGGAAAAAUAUUCAUAAUGAUAAAGCCUCAACACGACGCUACCUUCUCACGCAUGACCAAAAUCGAUGGCUGGGGAUCUUUGGAGGCCGAGGGAAAAAUAUUAAUAAUGAUGAAGCCUCAACACGACGCUACCUUCUCACGCAUGACCAAAAUCGAUGACUGGGGAUCUUUGGAGGCCGAGGGAAAAAUAUUAAUAAUGAUGAAGCCUCAACACGACGCUACCUUCUCACGCAUGAACAAAAUCGAUGGCUGGGGAUCUUUGGAGGCCGAGGGAAAAAUAUUCAUAAUGAUGAAGCCUCAACACGACGCUACCUUCUCACGCAUGAACAAAAUCGAUGGCUGGGGAUCUUUGGAGGCCGAGGGAAAAAUAUUCAUAAUGAUGAAGCCUCAACACGACGCUACCUUCUCAAUCAUGAACAAAAUCGAUGGCUGGGGAUCUUUGGAGGCCGAGGGAAAAAUAUUAAUAAUGAUAAAGCCUCAACACGACGCUACCUUCUCACGCAUGAACAAAAUCGAUGGCUGGGGAUCUUUGGAGGCCGAGGGAAAAAUAUUAAUAAUGAUGAAGCCUGAACACGACGCUACCUUCCCACAAUGCACCAAAAUCGAUGGCUGGGGAUCUUUCGAGGCCGAGGGAAAAAUAUUCAUAAUGAUGAAGCCUCAACACGACGCUACCUUCUCACGCAUGAACAAAAUCGAUGUCUGGGGAUCUUUGGAGGCCGAGGGAAAAAUAUUCAUAACGAUAAAGCCUCAACACGACGCUACCUUCUCACGCAUGAACAAAAUCGAUGGCUGGGGAUCUUUCGAGGCCGAGGGAAAAAUAUUCAUAAUGACGAAGCCUCAACACGACGCUACCUUCUCACUCGCCCUAACAAAAUCGAUGACUGGGGAUCUUUGA